AUGAAGUUCACUACUCUCGUUCUUACUUCUCUUCUCUCGAGCUACGCUCUUGCUGAUGUUGGCAGUCUUGUUUCUGCCAUCAAGCAACUUCAAACUGAUGUUGAGACUACCGACAAGGAUGUCAAAGGUUUCGACAAGUCUCAAGGUAUUAACGGUGCUUUGAGCAUCCAAUCCACUGAGGGCAAUAUUGAGAAGGAUGUUGACUCUGUCACGUCUGAAGUUAACGGUCUUGGUGAUCUUUCCGACUCUGAUGUUUCUCAAAUUGCCGAUGCUAUCAAGUCUGUUUCUUCCGCUGUCACCGGUCUUCUUUCUGACUUGACUAGUAAGGCUUCUGACCUUAUCUCUGUCGGUACUCAAUCAAUUGUCGCUGGCGACUUGAGCUCUCUUAGUGGAAAGACUUACGAGCUUGAGUCUGCUGCUUACAAGAAGGUUCCUUGUGCCAAUGCUGCUGAGAUUGCCUCUGACUUUGCUCAAAUCAACUCUGGUUUCGAUGCUGCUUUCAAGGCCUACAGUGCCCAGGCUAGUGGAAGCCCCCCUGCUGCUCCUUCUGGAUGUGCUUCUUCCGCUGCUGCUGGUGGUUCCUCUGCUGCCGCUGCUACUUCGGCUGCUCCUGCUUCUAGUGCUGCUGCCACUUCGGCUGCUGCCCCUGCUUCCAGUGCUGCUGCUGAGUCUUCUGCUCCUGCUUCCACUUCCGCUGCCGCCCCUGCUACUGAGUCUGCUUCCAGCUCUGCCCCCGCUGUCGCUGAAGGUGGUGCCGCUGGCUUGAAAGCUGGUGCCCUUGGUGCUGCUGCUGCUGGUGUCGCCGCUCUUUUGUUGUAA
This is a messenger RNA of Sugiyamaella lignohabitans, 819 nucleotides long. Its product is annotated as hydrophobic surface binding protein A. The record is from RefSeq and is a predicted model, not a curated record. The transcript has a single exon. NCBI's taxonomy places the organism in Eukaryota, Fungi, Ascomycota, Dipodascomycetes, Dipodascales, Trichomonascaceae. The coding region runs from base 1 to 819 and encodes 272 amino acids. Gene Ontology annotation, cellular component: extracellular region.